Saprolegnia diclina VS20 is the source of this 762-nucleotide messenger RNA. RefSeq lists its product as hypothetical. The transcript is spliced from 5 exons. The record is from RefSeq and is a predicted model, not a curated record. Lineage: Eukaryota; Oomycota; Saprolegniomycetes; Saprolegniales; Saprolegniaceae. Bases 66 to 707 code for a protein of 213 amino acids.
GAAGUGCCCAUGUCUUGCAUAUAUGGACUAUAUAUAGGACAGUCCCUAUCGUACUAGAACAAACGAUGCACCGGUCCAGUGUCCCGUGCGUCGGGUGCCAGCGACUCUUCUUUCCGGCGUCGCUACCGAUUCACCAAAAGACGUGUUUCGCCAAGAACGCGUUCGUGUCGCUGCCGUGUCCGACGUGUCAUGUGACGCUGCGAACGGGCAACUACUUCAACCACGUCAAGAACUGCACGGACGAGCCCGUGGCAACGCUAGCUAGCGCGUCCGAGACAGCUUCAAUGGAGCCUGGACCCAUUGGGCCUGUCGAGGACGACGGGCGUAUUCAGUGCCGGAAAUGCCAUCGCGGGUUUGCCCCCGACCGUAUCGCCAAGCAUCAGUCCGUGUGCCACGAGUCCGAGCGCAUCAAGUACGUGCGCGACGACGGCAACCAACUCCAGCACUCGACGACGACGACGCGCGCCAAGCCUCGCACGAUCAAGCGCGCCCUUCCACCCUCGCUCCAUAGCAAUGUGCCGCUGCCGCGGUCGGCGCCUCACACCGGCGCUUCGAUGCCGGCACUGCACGCUUGUCGCAAAGCGCCGUACGACCUCGUGCUUCGAGACGCGAGCAACCAAACGGGGUACACAGGCGCGAAAUACGGAGGCAUUGAUUGCAGCAACCAAACUUCGGCCGGCAACCCGCUCAGUCGGCGCCUCGUGUGAUACGAUAGUACUAGAUGUGUACAAUAUUGUCUUUUUACACGACCUCAAGUACGAG